AUAAAUAACGUAUGCUCAAUUUCCAGAGUGAGACCAGUUGGAUCCGUUGACAGAAACGUCAGAAAACCAACACUAUCCAAAUUUAAAGCGUAGUUUGUCGUACAAUCAUCAUGCGCGGACGCCCAGCUGCUGUUAUUUCAUAUAAUUAGUGAAUUGGAUAUCGUGCGACAAAUAGACAGACUGCAAUUUGGAUUUUGGCAAACAAAUCAGAACGCAACCCGAGGAACAGUAGCGAUUUCCACACACCACGUAACAUGUGCACACCAAUGCGUGCGUGCGUGUGAGUGAGUGUCAAAAAAAAAAAUAAGAAAAAGAAAAACAGAAAAAAUGACAGCAGAGACCAAAGCAACAAACGCAGAAGAAACUCAAACAACAUAGUACAUAGUAUUGGCAGCCAGCUGUGCGAGGUCGUGGGCCCCCUCCCGAAAAAAUCAACAAAAUUUUGAUAAAAUUUUCUGUUUUCUACCGUUUCUGGCCGAGAACAGGAUACCCAGCCGAAAUCGUUCUCAAAAUUUUUUUUGUUGACUUGUAACCAAUUUUGGAUUUUCGAUUGAAUCGAGCGUGUUAUGAACAUUCUAAAACCAGCCAAGCUCAAGUGCAUCGUCUUAAACCAACUGCGUCACACUUGGACGUUUCUAUUGUUCGUGGUUGAUCUGCUGCAGUGUAUUAUCCGAGCGCCACAGCCCACCACCAAUAACCAGGAGCCAGGACUUCAAUUUUUCAACAAUAACAAUAACAACAACAACAACGACCUGAUCAUGGACCAGGACUUGCCGGAGGAGGGUUUGGGCCAACCCGGGGACCAGCCCCCACAACCACAACAACAGCAGCAGCAACAACAACAACAGCAGCAGCAGGAACAGCAUAUGCAGGUGGAGGCACAGGAGGUAGUACCAUUUGAUCCAAGGGACUUUGUGGCCAGAAUUCAUGCCAUUGCUGGAGCAGCCGAACCAAUGGACGCAGCCAGCGACAUUGACGAGGAGGAGGAGGAAGAUGACGAGGAUGUGGAUGUGGACUAUGGCGAUACCGAUUCUGAUUCGGAGUUUGAGGAAAUGUACUCGGACGAGUCGACCAGCAGUGAUGAGCUGGAGGAGCAGAAGCAGCUCUCCAAGCAGAUUGAUGUCUUCCUCACGUCCGGCCAGCAUCCGUCAGAGCUGCAGGGACCGCUGCCGUCGAAGCCCCAAUAUGCCUUCCAACCGCUGCGCCUGGUCAAGUGCCAGUACAGAGAUAAGCACUUCCCCGGAGGAUUCCCGCUGGCGCGCAGUGGCCAUCGUAUAAUUGCCUCCAACUCGCAUCUGUACUCGCUGGGUGGCUACAAUCCUCGCAGCGCCCUGGUUGCCUCACGUCGCGGACGCUGCCUGCUGUUCCAGGAGCUGUGGAGCUUCAACUUUGCCACCAGCACCUGGAAGCUAGAACUGAAUGCGGACAAUGCCAGCAACAUGCCCGUGGAGCUGGCCUCCAAUGCGUUGACCAUUCACAAUAAUGUGCUGAUUUCACAUGGCGGCACUGGCUAUCCUUUUGGGGAAUCCUGUUCCAACGACUGCUAUGUCUACCGCACGGCUAGUGCUGGCGCGACUCCUGGCGUGGAACGCCUGAAGGUCACCGGCGAUCUGCCCACGGCCCAGUACGGUCCGGGAAUUGUGAUCCACAAGCACUACCUGUACACGAUUGGCGGCACCACAGGAUUCGAUUAUACGUGUGAUGUUUACCGCCUGGAUCUGCGCACCCGCAUCUGGGAGAAUGUGUAUAUUAGCCGUCCGGAAAUGCGUGACGACCCGGAUGGUCGCUAUCGCCACGAGGUCGUCUACGAUGGCAAGCACAUCUAUGUGCUGGGCGGAGGUACCUCCCAUUCGGUCUACGACCUGCAGCGCAUUCCUGCUUAUAAUCUGGAAGCGAAUUGCUGGGAUUACUUUGACACUCAACCGGAUCGCCGUGCUUUCGACUUGGAUGACGGUAACCGGGGCUAUCCCAGGCCACGCAAGUGCUUCUCCUGUGUCCAGCACCAGUCCUCCAAUGGUGACAUCGAGGCCUUCAUCACAGGCGGCUUACAGGGCGACUUUUCAACAUACUUCUCGGACAUCUGGAAGCUGAAUCUGCGCACCAAGCAAUGGUUCCGCAUCGUAACCGCCAGCUUGCCUCGCCCACUCUACUUCCAUUCUGCAGCUCACUCGGAUAAUGGGUGCAUGUACGUUUUCGGGGGCAUCGAGUACAAUGACAAGGAGAUGCGCCGUCGCAACGAUCUCUACAAGAUGUGGAUGACGGUGCCGAAGUUAAGCGAGAUGUGCUGGGAUGCCAUCACCUAUUAUAACGAUAACCUCGAUACGUACGACAGGAAGUCUCUGCUCGGAUCGGGAAUACCGAAGCGUUUUGUGGAUCGUCUGCCGCCCCAAAGACGGCGUCGAUUGGACAAAAAUAUGCCGGAUCCAUCGAUGAUGAUUUCGCUUUAUUCCAAUCCAAAACGUGCCCGCUCCACAACGCAUUAAGGGCCUGUGCUCCCACCUGGCACCCACCCCGAUCCGAAACCGAUCCCCAGAUGACCCAGAUAAUAAAGCGAGAAUCCGUGGCGGGGAGCGGUGCUUCCUCACCCCGAAUCAGUUUGAGUUACAGAACUUUA
Molecule: messenger RNA, 2614 nt
Organism: Drosophila ananassae
Lineage: Eukaryota; Metazoa; Arthropoda; Insecta; Diptera; Drosophilidae
Gene: slim
Product: kelch domain-containing protein 10 homolog
Exons: 3
Coding region: 567-2483 (638 amino acids)
Biological process (GO): positive regulation of stress-activated MAPK cascade
Molecular function (GO): protein binding
Source: RefSeq, a predicted model, not a curated record